This is a messenger RNA of Sinocyclocheilus grahami, 1126 nucleotides long. RefSeq lists its product as uncharacterized. The transcript has 3 exons. The coding region runs from base 119 to 958 and encodes 279 amino acids. The record is from RefSeq and is a predicted model, not a curated record. NCBI's taxonomy places the organism in Eukaryota, Metazoa, Chordata, Actinopteri, Cypriniformes, Cyprinidae.
GAGCUGAAACCUCCGAUUUUAACAUUUUCGCUCGUAUUUUUCCUGUUCAGUUCCACAUGUUGAAGUAACUCAUCAGUCCGAUCAUCCAAAGGCAAAACACAAACUACCGUGACUGUGAAUGCCUCAUGAUUACACUGCGGUUCUUGGCAACAGGGGAACGCUUCAGGAGCCUAACCAGUUCCAAGUGGGGGUAUCAACCAUUCGACAAUUCAUUCCUGAAACCUGUUCUGCAAUCUAUCAGGUUUUAAAAGAUAAAUACCUCAAGUGCCCUGACACAGUGGAACAGUGGCAGCAAGUAGCACAUGGAUUUGAGACUCAGUGGAACUUCCCAAACUGCCUGGGUGCUCUGGAUGGAAAACACAUUGACAUUCGCCCCCCUCCUGCAUCUGGAUCAACAUUCUACAAUUACAAGCAUUCAUUUUCAAUAGUUCUAAUGGCACUGGUUGACAGCAGUUACAGGUUCCUGUAUGUAGAUGUUGGGUGCAAUGGACGGAUUUCUGAUGGUGGAGUGUUUGGGGGGUACUCACUGCAGAAUGCCCUAGAAAAUAGAACUAACAUCCCUGCCCCUGCACCACUUCCUGGUUCUGACCAGCUGGCUCCUUAUUGUAUUGUGGCAGAUGAAGCAUUUCCCUUGAAGGAGUAUUUCUUGAAGCCAUAUCCAAACCGCAGACUAUCAGUUCAGCAACACAUCUUCAAUUACAGACUUUCACAAGCUCGGAGGGUGGUAGAAAACGCUUUUGGCAUCCUGGCAAAUUGUUUUAGAGUCUUUCUAACCACCAUUAACAUUCAAGAUACUGUCAAAGUGGAGGACAUUGUUUUAGCUUGCGGACAGAAUGCGCUAUACAUGUUAGGAAUCGACCAGGAAGGGCCAGAUCAUGACACUGUUCCAGGAAGAUGGAGACAAGACCCAGACUUACUGCAGGCCCCCCUGCCAAACACCACCAAUACAACAACAUGAGCCAAGCGAACAGGGACGAACUAUGCCAGUACUUUAUUUCAGAAAUUGGUGCAGUGCCUUUCCAGUGGAGCAAAAUAUAGCUAGUGUGAAUAUGUAUACAAAGUUUAGUAAAUGAGUAGAUAUUGUACACUGAUAGUACUAGACAUUGUUUUCAGUUUUAUGACUAUA